Folsomia candida is the source of this 1994-nucleotide messenger RNA. RefSeq names its product putative endothelial lipase. The transcript is spliced from 8 exons. Bases 411 to 1760 code for a protein of 449 amino acids. The record is from RefSeq and is a predicted model, not a curated record. Gene Ontology annotation, molecular function: lipase activity. Gene Ontology annotation, biological process: lipid metabolic process. NCBI's taxonomy places the organism in Eukaryota, Metazoa, Arthropoda, Collembola, Entomobryomorpha, Isotomidae.
GUUGAUUUGGGAGGGGCAAAGCAAGAAAUUGGAAAUCGUCUCAGUCUCAUCUCACCUCCUGAAAAUGUCCAACCGAACCUGGAGCCAAGAUGAGACACCGAUUUACUGACUAUGAAAAAUAAAUACUAUUACGACUAAUAAGAAGCAAUUAGUUUAGUAUAUUUGUUUUUUAGCCGAGAGCGGAGUAUUUUUUGCAUGUUAUUUUUUCUGGUCGUGACUGCGAAAGCGUUUACAUCUUAAUGACACAUUAGUAGGUCACCCACCUUGAAUUCUUAUCGGGCUAAUUACAAACCAGCAAAUAUGUAUUGCUGACCAUCGCAGGCAGAGUCGAUACAGUCGUGUUUCACAUUUAGCUUGGUAAAAAUAACGUUUUUUCUCUCUCUCUCUAAGACAUCGUCAACGAAGCCGAAAUGAAUUGCACAUGCUUAACAUUCUGGACUACUUUCACAUUAAUACAAAUAUUAUUUACAACAAUUAUUGUCGCAGAAGAACUUAGGAUCGACUGUUAUUUUCAUUCAUUCAUUAAUUCUAAUAACAGUGGUGACACCUACAAUAGAAGUGAUGAUAGUAUUUGUAAAUCUGGUUAUUUUCGACUGCCAGAAACUUUUCAGGACGAGCAAUUUCUGGACAAUCAAGAUAAGAGAUUAUCCAAACAUUUAUUACUCGGAGUGUUUUGUUGUCCUAAGGGCAAAGGGAAUGAUGAGAGAGGAGGUGCCAAAACUCCUUUCUUCUGGCCAAAUGAGCUUAAAGGGGGGAAAUUAACCCGAGCUUUCAUGACUUGUCAUGCUUCAAGCAUUCCUGGGCUGGACACCAUUCGGUUCUUAUUGUACACAAAGAAGACGCUGGGACUGUUCGAUUUUGAGGAGUUGCUCGUUAAUGAUCUUCACUCGCUACAACAUUCCAAUUUCAUCAAAGGUGCUCCAGUGAAAGUUAUUAUUCAUGGUUUUAUGUCAUCAGCAUUUGUUGGACCAGCUCCAACGCUUCGAGCUGCUUAUGCAAAAGUGCCAGAAAAGUUUAACAUUAUUGCUGUGCAUUGGGAAGCAUUGGCAAAUCUGGUCACAGCAAGUGAUGGAAUCUGUUAUGAUAUCGCAUCACAGAGUACGAAACAUGUUGGACGUAAAACGGCAGAAAUGAUUGAGUUUCUUAUAAAGAGCAAUUACACCACGCUAGAAAAAGUACACGUAAUGGGACAUAGUUUAGGGUCACACUGUGCGGGGUUCACAGGCAAAUUUAUAAGGAUUGGUAAACUUCCGAGGAUCACAGCGUUUGAUCCAGCUCGACCGGUUUUUGUGGAUCGUCCUCCAGCGGAACGUUUGGAUUAUACGGAUGCUGAAUUUAUUGAUGUAAUCCAUACUGCAACGAAGCAGUGGAAACUUCUUGGAGCGUUGUCCUUCGGUUUCCUUCCAUUUCCAGUCGGCAUUAAAGCGCCAAUGGGACACAGUGACUUCUACCCAAACUACGGAACACAUCAACCCGGUUGUGUUUUACAACUUCAAAAGCUACCUGCGCUCUGCAGUCAUAGCAGAAGUUACUUUUAUUAUGCAGAAAGUAUUCGAUACCACAAUCAACGAGUGUUUUUAUCCAAUGAAUGCGAUACUUUGGAUAAUUUGGAGAAGGGCAUUUGUCCCAAAACUCUGGAAAACACUAAGGUUAUUAUGGGCGAGUACACCCCAGUCCAAAAUAUUAGCAGGAAAUUAUAUUACGUUAAGACUAAUGCGAGGACACCCUUUGCAGUCACAGUGAUAACCACUGAUUUAUAAUUUAAACAAGAUGUAAGAGCUAAAAUACAUACGGAUUUUUAUAAUAAUUUUUCUUUAUGCAGUUGCAUUCAUUAAUUUAAGUCGGAAGAUUUUAUUUUACAACAGCAAUACAUCAUAGACAUUGCAUACAUAAUUCGAUGGAAUCGGAAUAUUUAUUACAGAGUAUACCUUUGAAGAUUACAUAUAAUAUAACAGAUAACAUAUAAGUAAAAGAAUAAAUAUUUUCAAUAUAAU